Molecule: messenger RNA, 513 nt
Organism: Aphanomyces astaci
Lineage: Eukaryota; Oomycota; Saprolegniomycetes; Saprolegniales; Verrucalvaceae
Exons: 2
Coding region: 1-513 (170 amino acids)
Molecular function (GO): nucleic acid binding
Source: RefSeq, a predicted model, not a curated record
AUGAACCGCCGUACAGUCGUGUACCUCGACGAGAGCUUUAUUCACCACUAUUACAACAAAAGCGACAUCUCCUUGUACGACCUCUCCGACGAGUUGGAGAUCCAAUCCAAACCAAAACACAAGGGGCGGAGGUUCUGUUUCAUUGCUGCAAUUGUGGAUGGUGGGCCGUCGAAUUCUGUUGUCCUCGCCUACGAAAAGUUCGUUCAUGGAAAGCAAACCAAGGAUUAUCACGGGAUGUUUGAUCACCAGUACUUCGCUGCUUGGUUCGAUCGGUUGUUGGACGCGUUGGACGUGGCUGGAAUCACAAAAACAAUUGAUGUUAUGGGCAAUGCCAAAUACCACAAGAGCGUACCUGAUGACACACCAAGGUUUUCGUGGCGCAAGGCCGACUUGUUGGAUGUUUGUGUCGCAUUGGGGAUCGAACACAAUCCAGGGGACCUAAAGGUGCGUUUGGACGCAGCGUUUGAGGCGGUGACCUCGGCAAUGGAGUUCGGCUGCAUCAAGAUGUCCUAG